CUAUUUAAGUCUCUCUCUGCCCUACACACUGAGGGGACGUCCAAGUGGCACAGGAGAAGCAGCAAGAUGGAAAUCAGCAUCGAGGAGGCUCUGAUUGAGGACCCGCUGCACUACAAUGCUCUGGAUUCAGAGAUGGACCUCUGCCCCAGCUGCACUGACUGCUGCCCCAGCUGCCCCAGCUGCACUAACUGCUGCCCAGGCUGCCCCAGCUGCAAGUCCUGCUGCAGCUGCUGGAAACGUGUCUUCUGCUGCCUCCCUAAGCUACUCUGCCGUCUGCCCAAGCUCCCUGGCUGCCCCCUGCACAUCAAGAGAAUCCUAAUCAUCGUGGUGGUCAUUGUGCUGAUAGUUGUGGUCGUCCUGGGAGCUCUGCUGCUGGGACUGCACGUGACCCAGGAACACACUGAGUCUGUUUUGCAAAUGACCAUUGAGCGGUUGGAAGGGGAAGAGUCUCAACUGCGGCUCUCCAUGGACUGGGAAGAAGAGGUGGCGACUUUCCACAUUGAUGCAGGAACCCAUGACCCGGGCACGGUGGUGUAUGACUACAGUAAUCUGCUGAUCAGCUACAAAUCCUGGCAAGGCCGAGCCUGCUACAUCACCAAGAUGGACAAGGAGAACAUCCAGGGCCUGGAUACCACUGCGAAGGCAUUCCACCAGCAUUUCCAGCUCAAGUCGCUCAUCCCGACACCUGAGCAGGGUGAGGAGGAGGAGGAGGAGGACAAAGGGUUUCCUAUGCCUCUGGCUGAUCGCUCCAUCCUGGGCACUACAAUUAACAUCCUCUGCAGCAACGUUCCUAUCUACUGGGCUUAGCAAGGCCUCAGGGAAAUUAUGAACAAACAGGAAAAUGAAGGUGAAGAUGACUGAGUUAGCUGCAGAAGCCAAUAUUUUAAGUUUCUCAUGUUGACCUGGCUGACGUCGAUUUAAUUUUUGUUUUUUGUUUUUUCAAAUAUUUCAUUUAACUAUUUUAGUUAAAAACAAUUUUAACAAAAACAAACCUGAUUUUAAAAAUCUUGAAUGUUUAACUACAUUCAAAAAUUCAUAUGCUUGUUUUGUUAAGAUAUUAUAUGUUUGCUGUUGAAGAAAAAAAUCCAGAAUACGUAACGUUGUUGUUUUAGUUAAAUAAAACAAUUUAAAUGUCUGUCUGGUGAUGCUCUCCUCCUAAUAUAGCAUGGCAAGAAAAUCCUCCAAAUAUUAAUUAUUAACUUGUUGAAUUGGAGAUAGUUCAUCUCCCAAUGACUUCAUAAAGAUCUGCUUCAGUUACCUUUGAUAAACAAAAUAACCAAACAAUCAUUCAUUCUCUGAUAUAGCUGUAAAACUAAUCUGAAAAGUUUUCAAAAUAAAUCACUGUUUAAAAAUGUA
Messenger RNA from Malaclemys terrapin pileata, 1356 nucleotides. RefSeq names its product pulmonary surfactant-associated protein C-like. The transcript has 6 exons. Gene Ontology annotation, cellular component: extracellular region; alveolar lamellar body. NCBI's taxonomy places the organism in Eukaryota, Metazoa, Chordata, Testudines, Emydidae. Gene Ontology annotation, biological process: respiratory gaseous exchange by respiratory system. The coding region runs from base 67 to 807 and encodes 246 amino acids. The record is from RefSeq and is a predicted model, not a curated record.